GACAAGACCAGCACCCACGGGCCUCUUCGGCACAGGAGCAGCACCCACGGGCCUCUUCGGGACAAGAGAAGUACAGACAGCAGAGACGCUGUCAUGUCAGCCACUGGGGAUUGGAGAGGCUUCCCUCGUGCUCUCUGGAGAGAAUUAUGGGGACACGCCGGUCCCUGUCCUGGGUGCGCUGGGCAGCGUCCUGCCAGAUUGGGGCACACCUCAUUCCUUCCCCUCUCCCCAGCCCCAGCUGGAUCUCCCAGAUUCAUACCAGGCCGGGGGCGGCUUCAGGACCUUCUCAAGAGCGUCGGACAAGGACAGGAGAAGCGGGGAUGCCGUUGCUCUCAGGUCUUUCCCAACUCAUUCACCAGUAACUGUGGAUUCAGCCCCACACCUGGGUCCAUUACAGGACCCAGCGCCUUCACGCUUGAUCUCCCAGGAUGCAUUAUUCAGCCACGAAGGUGUUCCCCUGCCCCCUUCCCUGUCCCCACCAUGUUCGCCUGACCUGAUGACUGCUGCAGAGUCGCCCAGACCGGCUGAAGGGGCGUCGUGGGCUUUGGGAGGAGGGGCGGGCAUCUCGGCUCGACGCGUCAAACAGAAGGCCGCUGUACCUUCAGCACGUCUCCGCCUACAAGAGGUGGGAUUCGCAGCCCACGCCCAGCAGGAGAUGGAAGAACGCGGAAAACGAAAACCAAGCGCAGGGGCGGUAGUCUGCCGCGAGACCAGGGAGGAGCUGCCAUCUGGAUCUUUGCGGAGCCAGAGCUGUGUGUUAUCCUGGAACCAGCUGUUUGCGCUGCAGCACAAGGAUGGGUACUGGCCGUGCACUGCAGAACUGGGCUCUCUACUGGGUGUAGAUCUCGACUUCCUUGCCAACAUAUUCCUGAAGGAAAAGGGCAUCCUGUCUCUAGGCUUGAAGGCUCGAGAGGAAAUCCUGCAGCUGCUGGCCACCCUGCUAGUUCUCCAACUUCUUCGUUUUACGGGACAAACCGAAGGAAUACAGCUCACCUCCCUCUUUCAACUCGAGGACACGAAGCAGCCCAGGCCGGCGCGCUGGGGCGACGUGAGCCGAGCGGUGGCGUGGGCCCGCUCCGUCACGCGCCGGCUGCUGCGCCUCGAGCCCCUGGAGCGCCGCUCCCCCCUGCGGCCGGUCCUGAACAGGGCCUGA
Messenger RNA from Lepisosteus oculatus (spotted gar), 1153 nucleotides. NCBI's taxonomy places the organism in Eukaryota, Metazoa, Chordata, Actinopteri, Semionotiformes, Lepisosteidae. The record is from RefSeq and is a predicted model, not a curated record.